AUGCUCCUAGCAAGUGCGCUAGCCACCUUGGCGUUUUUCUCUAGCUCCAUCCUCGCCCAGGAUGUGAUCUAUGAUGAAGCCUCCCCUGAAGAUUACGAUCUUGACCCCGACGACGUCCCCCCUCAUCUACAGACUCAAUUGGAAAUCCCUGGCAUGGUCAAGCAUACCGCCUACCAGCAUGACGACGGCGACGUCUUUCACAUAUUUGUCCACAAGUCGUACGCUGAGCCCGAUCAGAAGGGUGAGCACAAGCCCGUCUUCAAGCGCGAGUACGGCAGCCGCAAACCCGUCCUCAAGCGUCAACACCUACCCUCCGGCGCCUCCCUGCACAAGCGCGAGGACAAAGCCAAGCCUGCCGAGCCCAAGAAGGACGAGAAUAAGGCUUCGCCCGCGGAGCCGAACAAAGACAAGCCGGUCGACGGCAAGGACACAAAGAUCUACAAGGUCCACGUAGUCGAACAUUCCGCCAUCGUAGCGUACCAAGAUCUACCUCGGCCCGCCAACGCCACCAAGCCCAGCAACCAGACCCUCGCCCAGACCAGCAAGAAGGAGUGCACCGACCUCGGUGGCACGCUGACCUGCGCAUCCGCGCCCAAGAAGGAAGGAGGCGAGGUGUUGCAGUGGCGAUGCAGGAUCGCAUACUUUGGCGGGAACCCGAUUGAAGACAAGUGGGUCACGGGCGACGAGGGCAAAUGCCAAAGGAGCGAAACCGAGGCGGAGAAGGAGAAGAAGGCAGAGGAGGCGAGGAAAAAGAAGGAAGAGGAUAGGAAGAAGAGAGAAGAGGAAGAGAAGAAAAAGAAAGCAGACGAAGAGGCAAAGAAGAAGAAGGCCGAAGAAGAGAAGAAAAAGAAGAAGCUUCCCAAAUUCGACGACGGUGGCCGCUGCGGCAUGUCAACCUUCAAGAACCUGACCACCAGCAACGCCGCGUACACGGGCGGCUGCCAGGCCAUCCACAACUGGGCGGCCAAGCGGCUGGGUAAGUGGGCCAUCGGCGCCAAGGUUGAGGGUGAUAUAAAUCUCAUUGUGGCUGGGAGCAACAGCGGUGCCAACUGCCGGUUCGUAAUCCGCAACAACAAUGAGCACACGAAUUUUAUCGGCACGGCUGAUGUGCGGGAUCUUAUUCGAGACUCGAGGCUGCGGUUCCAGGUCACGUACUCAAACAAGACUGGAGUAGGGGAGAGGAUGGGCGCCGAGGGUCACAUGAAGUGUGACAAGCAGUACAAGAACGGGACCAAAUUUGAACAAAAGGUUGACUGGGCGAUUUUAAAGUAUGACGGCUCUGUGUAG
Molecule: messenger RNA, 1287 nt
Organism: Pyricularia grisea
Lineage: Eukaryota; Fungi; Ascomycota; Sordariomycetes; Magnaporthales; Pyriculariaceae
Exons: 1
Coding region: 1-1287 (428 amino acids)
Source: RefSeq, a predicted model, not a curated record